UUUAACAUUAACUCUCAACAUCUUCAUCACCAUCACCAUGAGACUUUUGGAAUCAUUGUGAUUUUAUCUUUAAUCGUUGAAAAUUCAUUCACAUUCAGUAUUCGUAAACAUGGAAACAAAAUUAAUUCAAUUCCCUCUGAUGACAUUUCUCUCUGGUUUUCUGAUCAUUUUGAACCAAAGAUCAGUGAAACAUUAGCAUUAUCAUCAUCAUCUUCUUUAUCCUCAUCACCUUCAUCAUCUAAAUCAUCAUCAGUAACUUAUGAUGAAGAGGAACAUGUUAACGACAAUACAAAUAGUGAUGAUGGUUUACCAAUCAGAUCAUUUUCUUCAUCGUCCUCAACUGAAUCUCGUCCAGUGAUUCCAUUGAAAAAUUCAUCAGAGGCAAUUCCAUUCACGACAGUUGAUGCAACCCUGAGUAUCGAUGGUCUCAAGGAACCAAAUUCAGGUUCAUCCGAUAAAAUUGAAGAAGGUGUUGGCCCAGCAGUUUCAUUUGAAUAUGGUUCAGAUUAUGCUGAAAGUGAAACAGGAUAUUCAUCCUCAUCCCUUGGACCUGAAGAUGAAAAUAACUUUGAAACUGGUGACCUUAAAAUUGAGAUAAGUGACCUUAAACCAGUUUACAUUAAACCACCAAGCGGCUUUAAGCCAGUUCUAUACCCUAAUCGUGAGAUGGACGGAAUUCACCCAAUGGGCUCAUCUUUCUUGAACGAUUUUACACCCUCACCAACCAACCUUCAACCCAAAGUAACUUUACCACCUCCUAAAGAACCUUAUCCAUACCCUUAUCCCUUUGGUUUAACCUCAUGGACACUCGGUGGUAUUCGUGGUAUUCAACGAGGUGGUUUCUGGGAAUCAAUGGGCUCCGAUGCUGCUUUAGGUCUUCCUGUCCGUCCAUUUAAGGGUAAUCCGGUUUCCGUAGUUGAAUGGGUUAACCUUGGUGAUGGCACAAAAAUGGUUAACAAUCAUAACAAUAACAAUUACAAACCUCCACUUCCACCUCCGGUAACAUCAUCUCUAGAAUCAAAUCCACAGGAAGUUUCAUUUUCAUCUUCCUCUACAACAUCAUCAGGUAAACUUCCGUUAUCUUCUUGGGUAUUUGGUGGCCUUCGUCAAUUCUCACCAUUAACUUGGCAAAUGCCUCCAAUGGUAAUAGAAAAGGUUGAAUAUGUACCUUUAUCAUCAUCAUCAUCUUCUUCUUCUUCUUCAUCCUCAUCAUCUUCAUCCUCUGAUCCAUCAAAAUUAUCACCAAAUAUUAACUCAUAUUGGAUAAUAUCCGAUAAUGACCCAAGUCCUUCUGAGUAAAACUCUGAGAAAGGCAA
This is a messenger RNA of Panonychus citri (citrus red mite), 1316 nucleotides long. Its product is annotated as atrophin-1-like. The annotation marks the transcript as partial. The transcript has a single exon. The record is from RefSeq and is a predicted model, not a curated record. Lineage: Eukaryota; Metazoa; Arthropoda; Arachnida; Trombidiformes; Tetranychidae.